UAUUUUUUUUUUUUUUUUUUUUUUUUUUCCUUCUCUCUCCCUUCUUUUCCCUCCUCCUCCCCGGCCCUGCUCGCUUCCUUCCCCCGCGCCGCGCUCCGGGGAGGAGGCAGGAAGGGAGGCGGCGGGGAUGGAGCAGCUCCCCGCCGGGAUGCGUUAGCUUCCCGGGACACCCCGGCCCGCUUGGUCCUCGCCGGGACGCGGUAAAGCCGAUACUCCCAAGCAUCUCUCUGCAAUGGCCUCAGGGAACGACGGUGACCCACCGAGGGCCCACAGACGCCGGGGAAGCAACAGGCGCAGGCUGUCACAAGAGCUCAACUCAGAAGACCAGGUGGUGGAGGAGACGGAGGAGGUGUUUCGGAGCUAUGCCUUCUACCGCUACCAACAGGAGAGAGAGGAGAGAGGGGAGGAGGUGCCCAUGGACCCAGAGAUUGUGGAGAUCCAGCAGGAGCUGGGCAGCACCGGGAGCCUGGUAGGAAGGCGCCUGGCCAUCAUCGGUGACGACAUUAAUAAGCGGUACGAUGCGGAGUUUCGCUACAUGCUGAAAUCCUUGCAGCCCACCAAGGAGAAUGUCUAUGAGCACUUCACCAGAAUAGCCUCCAGCUUGUUCGAGAGCGGCAUUAACUGGGGCCGGGUGAUUGCGCUGCUGGGUUUCGGCUACCGCAUGGCCAUCCACGUCUACCAGCACGGCACAAGGGGUUUCCUCUACUGGAUCACCCGCUACGUCUCGGAGUUCAUGCUCCGCAACCGCAUCGCCCAGUGGAUCGCCCAGCAGGGAGGAUGGGUGGCUGCACUCGAGCUGGACAAUGUUUACAUGAAGUACAUGCUGGUGGUGGUGGCCCUGGUCAUGGUGGGGCAUUUAGUGGUACGACGCUUCUUCAGGCCCUAACUGACGUGGGGGCAGAGGCUGGGGGGGUCCGGCCAAGCUCUCUCUCAAAUCUCUGCUCUGCGUUGACGUCUCCCAAGAGAGGGGGGAAUUCAAGGAACCUCCAAGAGAGAGAGCAGCUUGGACCUGUGACCCUCCCGCCACGGGGCCCAGGGUCUCUGCCAUCUAUGCAGACACCACCAGGAGCUAUGGGGAGAAGAACUGGGGGAAAGGUUCAACUUUGUUGUCUGUUUUAUGCCUCAUUUAACUGCUGAGGACACUGUGACAGUCCUAGCAUGCGGCAGUGAGGCAGAACAGGCUCCUCUGGAGUCAAGAGUCUGAGGGAACAAACGUGUUGUGAUAAUGCCAGCAUGUGUGUGUGUGUGUGUGUGUGUGCGAGUGCGUGGGUCUUGUCCGCUCCGUGGGGCAGGUGCAGAGCUCCCCAUUUGCUAAUGGCUCUAGCCCAGACCAUCCCCACAUUUGAAGAGGGAUUGCAGCCUUGGUUGCUGCAAUGGUUGUCUGUAAGUCACUGGAGGGGCAAGCCAGCAUUGGCCCAUGCGGGGCUUGCUUUCACCUUCCCUCUGAUACUGAGCCCAAGUUCUUGAGCAUUCUCUUUCCUUUUAACAAGCAUCCCUACCCCUUUUUAAAGAAACACACAGACUACCUGUCCUCUGACAGUCGAUGGAAACCUCUGGCAGCACCGGCAGGCAGGUUUUUCCCUGCCGCAGCCCAAACCUGGAGACCUGCAGCUCUCCCGUGGCUGAUGCAGGUGCUGGGGUGCAGCCUCACCGCCCUCCGUGAGCUCCAAGGCUGCGUACCAGCAGACCUAGGGAGCACCAGCAGGUUUCCAAACACUAAAAAGCUGUGGGGUUACUAAUGGUCGGUGUAGGCAGCCUGCCUGGCUGCCUGCCCUCCCUCCAAUUCUGCUGGGGGCUUCCAUUCAGUAGACUUGGAUGCUGACAAACAAGCAGCCCGAGUGAGACCAGUUGGUCUCCCUUGCUCUCAGUGGGAGGCACUGGAGUUGCAUCCCAUCCCUGCAUCAGCUCUUUGCUUUCCGAGCUCAGCUGGGCAGGAUGGUGCAGGCAGGGGGGGUUGCAGUGUUUUAUAGCUGCCCAGAGAGCAGGACCCAGUGUCUUUGGGAAGUGACUUCAGCUUGUUCUGUUCAUGACUGAUGCUUGAGCAUGAUUUUUGGGGGAGGGAGGGAAGCAGGCUCCACUCUCCCAGCCCAAAUCUUUCUGACUUCUAUAAAAUAGGGAGAGCAUCCCAGCGUGGACCGCACGGUUUAGCUCUGUUCUUUUUACUCCAGGUGACACUGUAAGGCUUGAAACUGUGACUGGCCCCUGUCUGAGCCAAACUCACCCUACCUAUUCCAGCAUCACCCAUCUCCUAGAGCAGGUCAGCCAGCUGGCGGAGGGAGCCGGAGGGACCUCGGAGGUAGGAAAUGAGCAGUGGUCCUAGGUCUGGGCUCCUCUCCUAAUGCAGACAGAGCCCUUCUGGGCUGGAGCCUGGGACAACGGGAGUCACAGUAUAGUAGCCCUAAAGAGGCUGAGCCUCCUGCCCUCUGGGGCCUUUCCGCGAUGGCCGGGGCAGGGAACUUGCCUGGUAUUGCUACCGCAAAACGGGCUGAGUGACCACAACUGACAGCGCUCCCACUCAUCUCUGCGGCAUGGGGAUCGCCAAACUGGGGCAGAGCCCGGCUCACCUGCAGUCUGGUGUCACCCGCUGCGGGGACCACCGUGAGAGCCCAGCGGGGGUCAGAGAGACCUUGAGAGCAGCCCAUCUGCCCCACUGUAACAAAGGCGUUCCUGACAGACAGCUGUCUAAUCUGUUUUUAAAACCCUCCAGUAUUGCCUCCCCCAUAUCACUGAUUCUUACCUUAAUCUUUACCUUCAGAUGGAUUUCUUUUUUCCCCCUCAGAGCCUGUCCCUCACUGCAGUUUAAGCUUGUUACUACACGUCCUGUCCAAGCACAGAGACAGGACACCUUACAUCCUUUCUCCUUGCAGCUGCAGAGGCUUAGCAGGACCAGCCAUAAUUUUAUAACACUUACGUCCCUCAUGUUCCUGCCUCUUUUAACAUAAGAAUAGCAAACUUUUCAGCCUGUUUCCGUAUCAGGGUCUUUCUGUGCUUAUCAUUUUGACCCUGACUGUUUCUGCAGUAUCCCUUUCCCUGGUGGAAUGCCCUGGACUGUGCUUAAUAGAAAGGCAUUAAAAUAUUUGCUAUAAUAUUCUUCUUCUAUAUCUCUCUGUUUUGGUUGCUUUAUUUGUUUUAUCUGUGCUGAGCAGCACAAAUCUCCAGUGGAUUUUCCAUGCUCAGGUUUUGUGGCCAUGCUGACUCUUUGAGCAGCUGAAUGCCCACCGAGCUCGUUUGUCCCCUUGCAAAUGUAUUUAUUGCUUUGCAUUUAUCCACACGCAACUUCAUUUACCAUCGUGCCACCUGGUCACCCGUUUUGAGGAGAUCUUGAGAUUUCCUCAAGAUCUCAAGACUCUUCUCUGGUGUGAGCCAGUCUAACCAACUUAGUAUCAUCUGCAGUUUCCCAUCCCCACUCCUUACCUUCUUUUUGGGGUGACACCACCACCAGAUGGAGCCUUUUUGCCACGAUGAAAAUGAACUACUAAUUGUCACUUUCCUUUUCUCUUAAUCAGUCCCAUUAUCGACAUGUCACUGUCCUCUAGGGUAGUUCUCUGGUUUGGUUGUGUCUCCAGCGGGACUUUUUCAGAGGACCUUGGAAAGAAAACAGUGUAUCAGCUUUUAUUCACUACUUCACUGACACACUCCGAGAACUCUAACAGAUUGGAGAGAACUUUUGCUUGUACAAAAAGCCAUGCUGCUUGUAAUUUAUUCUCAUCUUCCAGAUAAGAUGUUUCACCUUGCAAACCAAAUUCAGCUGUAAGGCCAGCAGACUUUAAAUGAAGAACAUUUUUCAGCUUUAUGGUAGAUGAUCAAGCCUUAGUAAAGUCUGUGAUACCAGAUACCAGGACAGAGAAGGGAACUUUUAAAAUAGGUGCUAUAGCAAAGGAAAGUUUCCAUUUUAUCCGUUUUCUCAGGGGAUUUGCAGGGAGGAUUGUCUCAGGAUAUCAGCAUAUUGUCUCCCUCUGCUCUCACCUCUCCUAGCCUUCCUGACACUGGUUAGCAAGUGGAAAAAAGCUUGAACUGGGACUGUGAAUGGGCAACUGGUCUGUAGUGCUGUGUCCUGUCACUGGAUGGCAACAGCACUGCAGGCACAGCCACCAGGGUGCUGGCUCCGAGGGCAGAGCUCCCACGGAAGGGGAAAAAAAACCCUUCCAGGUCCCAUCUUUGUCCAGGAGCCCUCGGUAUCCAUCAGCUGUGGUCUGCACACCCAGAGCUGUGGGCGUGCACCGUGCUCUGACCCAUAGCAAAGGCAGGCAUCACUGGUUUGUACUGGAUUGCUGGUAGGGAAAGCGCCAGGUGCUUUAGUGGGGCAGGAAAGGCUGCAGCAGGGUUGGAUUUGCUGGGACCAAAGCAGACCAAGGUGAGAAGGCUUGGUUCUCCCCAGAAGCUGAUGCUCUUUGUAGGGUUGGUGGGCUCUCUCGCGAGGGCCGCAGCGGGUAUCUACCUCGAAGCCCCACUCGGCAGAGUUUGGGCAGGGGGCCUGGACAAGGUACCACAGGCCACCUUGACUACAUGCAGAAGGCUUUUGCUCUGGGACUGGCAGUGCCAGGAGCCAGUUUUACAAAAAAGUACGUCCCUGCUAUAGAAGCAAGAGCUCUAGAUAAAACUACGUUCCUAGAAUAACCCCAGACUUCCUUUACAGGGCUGAAUUAACUACUUUAUUCUGCAGGGAUAAAGCCCUGAUCAACUACAAUAUUUUUAACCAGUGUAAACGUUGUUUAACCACCAACCCAGUCACAUAUUGUACCUUGUAGGAAAGCAAGCCCAUCUGAUGCACUGAAUAGCAGGCUGUCCCUGCUGCUACCUUCCUAGCCACUGCGGUGCUACUGGGGCAUGACUGCCCCUGGGGCUUUGGCUUCUUCCCUUGGUGAACAAGGGAAACAGGGGUGGGAAGCCCUCAGCUGGAAAAUGAAAGCAGAAGAUGAGGAGAGGGCUCUACCAUUCACAAGGAGAGGAUUGUUCACUGAAUCAUUUGGGUUGGAAGGAAAGUCUCACCCCCACUCAGAGCAAGGCUACCUAAAUCACUGCAGGGUUUGGUGGACAGCUGCUGAGCGAGCAUGCCAUUUUUCUAGCAUCAGAGACCCAAGCUGGGUUUGCACCUGAGGAAGGACUGGCUCUCUCUGAUGCCUACAAUUUAGCUGCACCCACUGGUACCAGUGCCUGCCUGGUCUGCUCACUCCUAGAGCGGGUAGGAAGAGGGACCAAAGAAAAGCCUGUGCUGUUUCCCUUCUCCACCCAGCCCCAGGAUCAACAGAUGGGAUGGUUUCAGCAUCACAGUGCCCGGUGAAGGCUGACGUGCACCCCCAGAAGUAGCAAAGAGGGGGUGCAGGCUGUCCAGGUAGCGGUGCCAGUCCCCAGGGCUGGAGGAACCGUACGUGGUUGCAAGUCAAGGCAGCUGAUCACAGCCCCACUCGAGGCCACGAGCUCUACAGCGUGGUUCCUCGUACCUCUCCCUGCCAGCUCCCUACGUAUCAAGGGGUGCAGGAAGGAAAAGGUACAUUUGGUGAGGAUUUCUUUGUGCAAGAGGCUACCCCAGGAGAGGUGUUAAGGGAGCAUGGCACAGGGAGUUGUCCAGACAGAAAACUCUUGGUUCAAGCAGAAGCAUCUGUCUUCAGGAGGGUGGGCAGAAGAAUUUCAUUCAGACAGUUAUAAUGGGUGCAUAGAAAAGGGGUGAGAGUCUGAAGAAAGAGUCCCAUUUACUGAGCCUGUUUGAGAGCAUUUUUCACUCCCACCCUCUUUCCUUCUGGACAGAAGAAUCUGCCCGAGCUAUUAGUUUGCUUGUCAGAACCACCUCUCCCUUCUAGCCAUUCCUCACACUGCAAGCCAGAUCCCGAGCCAUCCCUGCCAAACGCCGGGUACCUCGGGGUUCAGGCUGGCAAGAACCAGCACUGCCCUGGAAAAACUGGUCUCUUCAUGGUCAGGACUGGUAGCAGCCUUCUGUGAAGCUCUGUGUGAUGGGUUUUACACAUAUACUUGAAACCACAUUAUCACUAUUAAUUCUGGUUCUUCCUUGCCUUCUUCACAGUAUCAAAGCGCAUGGUGUUUCACAGCUCCGUCCCUUCUCCAGCCCUCCAGGAAGCCCCAGUCUCUCCCAGCACUGCAGGAAGGGGACAGGGUGUAUGAUGGAGCAAUAAAGCAUGCUUUGCACUGACUCUGGAGGGAAGGGACUGGUAAACUCCUUUCCUUUCCAGGGGGAGGAGGAGAGGAAGACCACAGGUUGUCCCAGUAGCAGCAGGGAGAUGGGGAACAAGCUCUGUCUGCAGGCCAGCCUUUCCCCAGUGCAGGUCAUCUUUAAAUGGCAGGCAAAGGGGCUAUGUGGAACACGGUGGGUUGCUUUUACCUGAAAAAAAACCCAUUUCUUUCACAAAUAUUCUGUUUUAAAAUGAUGUAAUAUAUAUAUAUGUGAAAAUAAAAAUGGUACAUGCAGUGCAAA
Harpia harpyja (harpy eagle) is the source of this 6427-nucleotide messenger RNA. It is a transcript of the gene BAK1, whose product is annotated as BCL2 antagonist/killer 1. NCBI's taxonomy places the organism in Eukaryota, Metazoa, Chordata, Aves, Accipitriformes, Accipitridae. The transcript is spliced from 6 exons. The record is from RefSeq and is a predicted model, not a curated record. The coding region runs from base 233 to 886 and encodes 217 amino acids. Gene Ontology annotation, biological process: regulation of apoptotic process; intrinsic apoptotic signaling pathway in response to DNA damage; extrinsic apoptotic signaling pathway in absence of ligand. Gene Ontology annotation, cellular component: mitochondrial outer membrane. Gene Ontology annotation, molecular function: protein heterodimerization activity; protein homodimerization activity.